AACGUAUUAUUUUUGGUGAUUGCGAAACUGUCAAACAGGUCGCAGAUGAGAUGAUUUCAUGUAAUUUCCAAUAAAUUCUGCAAUUAUUUUAUGUUUAUUCCAUAUUUCAUUUCAUUUAUUUGAUAAAAGUGCCUUUUAAUCAUCCAAGGGUCACUCAAAUUAAGCUGUGUCUAUUGUGUUUGUGUUGUUAAAAAAUGGAAGAUAUAUUUCAGUGGUGUAGGGAAGGAAAUGCCUUGCAGGUGCGAGUUUGGCUUGAUGAUACCGAACAUGAUAUGAAUCAAGGAGAUGACCAUGGCUUCAGUCCACUGCACUGGGCCUGCAAGGAGGGCCACCUCAAAAUUGUGGAGAUGCUCAUCCGCCGUGGUGCCAGGAUCAAUGUCACCAACAUGGGAGAUGACACUCCACUGCAUCUAGCAGCUGCUCAUGGCCACAGACCUAUUGUACAGUUGUUGCUCCAAAACCGCGUGGAUGUAAACUUCACAAACGAGCAUGGCAACUCGCCGCUGCACUACGCUUGCUUCUGGGGUUACAGCGCCAUUGCUGAAGACUUGUUAAUGGCCGGCGCUCUUGUGUCGCUCGCUAAUAAGGAUGGAGACACACCGCUUGAUAAGACUAGGGGACAGCUUGUGCAGAGACUGCACGAGCUAGCAACUCAACAAGGUCAAGAUCUAAAGAAGAUCCAGUUCAAGGACCAGUCGUGGCUGGGCUUGAAGACCCGCAGCCGUGAUGCUACCCUGUCCCGUCAUAAAGGCAUCAAUAUCAACGAGCUCUCUUUACAUACUAGGAUCGCUGUUACUCCUUCAGGCGAGACAUGGCGCGGGCGCUGGCAGAAGAACGACAUCGUAGCCAAGAUCCUCGCCGUCCGCGAGUGUACGCCGCGCAUACAGCGAGACUUCAACGAGGAGUUCCCCAAGCUCAGGAUAUUCUCGCAUCCUAAUAUAUUGCCUGUGGUUGGCUGCUGCGUCUCCCCACCCUCCUUGGUAGUAAUAUCUCAAUACAUGUCGUGGGGCUCCUUACACUCGCUGCUGCACGGCGGCGGCGCGGGCGGCGGCGCCGGAGCCCUGGUGCUGGACGCCACGGCAGCCGCCCGACUGGCCCAUGACGUGGCCAGGGCGCUGCGGUACCUGCAUGCCUUGCAGACUGAUAAAAUACUGCCCAGCUAUGCGUUGAAUAGCAAGCAUAUUAUGAUCGACGAGGAUCUAACAGCCCGCAUCAACAUGGCGGAUUCGAAGUUCUCAUUCCAAGAGAAGGGCCGCGUGUACGCGCCCGCGUGGAUGGCGCCCGAAGCCUUACAGAAGCCGCCGUCUAAGAGGAACCUGGAGGCUGCCGAUAUGUGGAGCUUCGCUAUACUGCUGUGGGAACUUGCUACUAGAGAGAUUCCAUUCGCGGACCUAUCUCCAAUGGAGUGCGGUAUGAAGAUAGCUCUCGAAGGUCUACGCGUCACCAUCCCGCCAGGCAUCUCCCCCCACAUCGCUAAACUCAUCAAGAUCUGCAUGAACGAGGACCCCGGCAAACGACCCACCUUCGAAAUGGUUAUACCUAUUCUAGAGAAGAUGAAACGCUGAGAAAAAUUAUAUAAGUACUUUAUUUUACACCAUUUUUUGGCGAAAAUUUAGUCCAGAGCAAUAGCCAUAUUUUUUUUUUGUAUUUUCAAAACAGCUUCCACAAGGACUGGCCACAAAUAGCGAUCGAUAGGGAAAGAUGGAAGGCUAUGGGGACGGCCUUUGCCCAGCAGUGGGAUAACAUAGGCUAAAAAAAAAAAACAAAUUGAGUCUAGUAAUUAUUUUUAAAAAAUUGUUGACUUUUGUGACAUAUCCCACCCCUUAUAUAAUUUUGGCGUUAAAGUGUACACCUUAUAAAAAUUAAUAUUUAUACUUGGUUUUCCAUGGGCUGAAUCCAAGUAUUGUUUACUUAUAAAUAUUUUUAUUUACCAAAUCAAAUGUACAAUUAUGUGGCUUUUAUUUAUAUUUUUUGUGUUUAUAUGUAUUGAUGUUAAUUCCAUUGUGAGCUGACUGUAAGCUAAAUAAUUCUGUCUAUACUUUACAUAGACAAAUAUAAAAAAAUGUGCAACAGGUAAAUAUAAUUGAUCAGGUGCCAUGAAAUAAAUAUUAAGAUCAAUGACUCCCUAAUCAAUUUCAAAAACGUAUUCUAACUAUUCUUUUAAAAAUAUAUAUUUCUAAAAAAAUAAGUAUAUUAAUUUAAAAUAGAUUUAUAGAAGUUUUUUUACUCUGACGAGGUUUUUUUCACAUUAAUUUAUUGAUAGAGUAUUUAAACAUCACUAAAAUCUUUUUUAACUGCCAGUAUUUUAAGUGUUGUUUAUUACUUAGGUUGUGUUCUAAAAUAAACUUACUUUUUGGUUUUAAAAUAUACUAAAUUUUACAGAUAAGUAUUGCCUCAUGUUUAAACGGUGCUAAAAUGAAACUUUAUGAACGAGAAAUAUAUGAAAUAGAUUUAAGACAUGCAUUGUAUUGAAUACUAUUGUAAAACAUUAUCGGAAAAAAGAAUGUUUUUUGCAAUUUAUGCACUGAAAUCAGAUUAAGAAAAAAUUUGAAAUAUUCUCUUCCAAAUGCAUUUCAAUAAUAAUAUGUCUCGACUUAUCCACUAGAAUCUCUGUAAGACAUUGUGCAAUUUAUAAUAUCGUUGAGAUUAAUCGCUGUAUAUUGUAAUAAAAGGCAUCAUGUAGUAAUUGUAACUAAUUUUGUUAACGCUAUUGUGAAACGUGCCUUAUAACCCGGCCAAAUAACUUUAUUUGCCUUAUGACAUUGUAACCUUUAUAGAUAAGUGUAGAUUAUUAUUAUAUUUUUGAUGGCAAAUCAAUGUUACAACUUUCAUAAAGUUGUUUAAUAUACUAACGAUUUAGUAAUAUAUGUUUGUUUUAUUUACUUAUCACAUUGUUGUAAAAAACUUCAAAUUACUAAACUAACUUACAUGGUAUCAAACUCCUUAUUUAGGAUAUAAAUCCAAAAGUGAUUUUAUUAUACACUUUCAACCUAAAACGGCUGAUCUGAUUGCGAUAUAUGCGAUUGCACGGAGACGGAAAUAGCUCAAAUAGCUAGUAAACAAAUUAAAAUAAAUCGGUUGGCAGAGCACACCAACGUUGAUUUUAGUUUUAGCAUAAUUAUAACAUUUUAAUAUGAAGUACAUUAAGAAGUUCAUCAGAGGAGUACACAAGGGGAGUUUAUAAGGAAGAACAAGGGAAGUAUAUAAGGCUGUACAAAAGCGGAGUAAGUACAUAAGGAAAUACAUACCUACGGUACAUAAGGACGUUUAUAGAUAAGAAAAGAUAAGGGAUUACAUUAUAGGAGUACAUAAGGGGAAUACAUAAAAGGAGUAUAGAAGAAAGUACAUAAAGUUUUUGUCACCAUAGGGGAUACAGUCAUCCCGGGACGCGAUAUUUGGAUUUCUAUUACCUAGAUGGCGUCACAUAGCGGCACGGAAAUAGUUGUUUUUUAUUUUUCGAAAUGUAGCAACGGGGGCUUCCACAGUCUUCUUAAAAUUACAUUUAUCCUCGUAUAUGCCAGCAGAAUUCGCCCAUUUGCCGUAAAUUCUAAACAAAGCCGAAGCGAAAACUGGGCAGCCCUAAAAUAUUCGAAUGCAGGUAAAAAACCUGUCUAUGGUCUCGACUUGACGCUAUCAUACCAUGAUCAUAACCUAUCAUCGCUGACUUUCUGUCACUUCUGUCAAUGUCACUCACUGUCAAGACAAAAAGUAAACAUUUGCAUGUUACUGGCAAAUAAUAUUUAAUUAUUUAUAUUUGUAGUAAUAUAUCACUCAUUUUCGUCUUUUAAACAAAACUGCAAUGUACUAAAUGAGAGACAUCGAACUUUUUAAAUAUGGAGCCGGGUAAAACUGGAGCAGCGUCUAUUUUGCCUAAAAUCACAGACGUGGAAUGGAAACUGGAAGUAAUGACAAACACUCCGGGAGUUGGUACUGAAAACUUGCUUUAUACUGUGAUACUGAAGACGGACGGUGAAGAUAUCACAUUUACUUGCGGAAGCCAACAACUGCAAGACUUGGUGUAUAAGCUGAAGGACUUAGUGAGACACUGUGAAAAGGUUAAAAGUGAGAUUGUUUGAUGUUUCAUAGUUUUUAUUCGAUAAAUUACUUGUUUUAUAUUUGUGUCAUGUGGUGUAUAAUUUAAGCAGUUUAUAUUUUCCCAGAAGUAUUUUCUAAUAUAUGUAAUUCCAUGAUGUAAA
This is a messenger RNA of Helicoverpa zea (corn earworm), 4196 nucleotides long. RefSeq names its product integrin-linked protein kinase (gene Ilk). The record is from RefSeq and is a predicted model, not a curated record. Gene Ontology annotation, molecular function: protein binding; ATP binding; protein kinase activity. The coding region runs from base 195 to 1565 and encodes 456 amino acids. The transcript is spliced from 8 exons. Gene Ontology annotation, biological process: integrin-mediated signaling pathway; cell-matrix adhesion; protein phosphorylation. Gene Ontology annotation, cellular component: stress fiber; focal adhesion. Lineage: Eukaryota; Metazoa; Arthropoda; Insecta; Lepidoptera; Noctuidae.